GGAGAGCGGAGGGAGGGGCGGAGAGCGGUUGCUAGGCGACUGACGUCAUCGGCGCGCGCCGCUCCCCUCCCGCCCCUCUCCCUGGAGUGAGGCGAGAGCCCCGCACAGAGCGAGCGAGACAGUGAGCUGGGCUCCGGGCGCCGCUGCCGCCGCGAGCGUGAGACCUGCGAGCAUCGGAGACCCCGCCCCCGUGCGCUGGCUGCCGCCGCGACCUCCGCCCUCACCUGGGCCAGCGGGAUCCGAGGCCACUGCUCCGCUCCCCUUUCACCUUCCCGGCCGGCAACCGCGGCUGCACACGCCGGCGGAGCCCGAGCCCGAUCCGGACCCGGCGGCCGGGAGGCAGGACGGAGGCUACCUCGGGCCGGGGCCGGGGCCGGGCAGCAGCUCCCCGGUGAGAGGACGCCGAGGAGGGAUCGGAGCUUCCGUCUAGUCCUGGGGCGCGGGCGAGGGACCCCCGAGGUGUAGGAAGGGGGUCCCAGCCGCAGCGACACAUGCAGGAGCCGGGAGCGAGGGCGGCGCCGAGCGGAGCCGGCCGGGUCCCCCACCUCGCGGCCGCCGCGGCCACCCGCCCAGGGCCUUAGCAUCCCGCCGCGGAGUGCAUGAUCCGGGGCCCCAGGUCCAGCCAUCACCCCCGGCCGGGGGGCGGGGACCCCGAUGUGAAGCGGCGGCCGGGGCGGCGGGCCGAGCAGAACCAGCGCCGCAGUCCUUCCCUUCCACCUGCCCUUCACCCCCUCGGGGGUCUCCUCCCCGCGCCAGUCGCCGGCCCCCCGGCUCCGCGGCAGGACUCCGGGGGGAGUUCGUAGAGCCCCCUCCCCCGCCCCAGCCCCGAGGGCGGCGGGGCCGGGGGCACCCGGGGGGCCGGCCGCUCUCCCUCCGCCCGGAGGAAAAACUUUCUAAACACACGCCAUCCGGAGCCUCCCGAACCUGACUGUCCCCGGAGAAGUGGCCGCGGACCGGCGGGAGGCAGCCCGCAGAGACCCAGGAAGAGGAAAGGAAAAGAGACCAGCGGGGCCGCAGCCGCCUCCGCGCCCGCGGCGCGGAAGGGACCCGGGGGGCCGCCGGGCUGAGCGACACGAGCCCCGCUUCUCCGCGACGCGCGGGCGGGCGCCGCGGUCCCGAGGAGGAAGGGAGCCCGCCCGCCCACCGGCGCCACGCACGGCCCUGCUCCAAAGUGCUAGAUCAACAUAUCAACUCUUCUGAAACCUCCCUGUGCCAGUCAAAUAAUCCCUUCACCCCCAAGGGAGUCUAAACCAUCAGUGGGAUUUUUAAAAGGCUAUUUAAAUAUUUGGAUUACUUCCUUAGGAUAGAUUGCCAGAAGUGGAGUUACUGGGUCAGAGGAAUGUGAAAACCUUUGCAUCUUCUGAUAGUCUAGCCAAGGUCCAAGAAGUAGCAAGCUGGCUUUUGGAAAUGAAUCAGGAACUGCUCUCUGUGGGCAGCAAAAGACGACGAACUGGAGGCUCUGUGAGAGGUAACCCUUCCGCAAGCCAGGCAGAUGAGGAACAGAUGAAUCGUGUGGUGGAGGAGGAACAGCAGCAGCAACAGCUAAGGCAACAAGAGGAGGAACACACCGCAAGGAAUGGUGAAGUUGUCGGAGCAGAACCUAGACCUGGAGACCAAAAUGAUUCCCAGCAAGGACAAUUAGAAGAAAACAAUAAUCGCUUUAUUUCAGUAGAUGAGGAUUCCUCAGGAAACCAAGAAGAACCGGAGGAAGAUGAAGAACAUGCUGAGGAACAAGAUGAGGAGGAUGAAGAGGAAGAGGAAAUGGACCAGGAGAGUGAUGAUUUUGAUCAGUCUGAUGAUAGUAGCAGGGAAGAUGAACAUAUGCAUAGUAACAGUGUCACAAACUCCAGUAGUAUCGUGGACCUGCCUAUUCACCAACUCUCCUCAUCAUUCUAUACAAAGACAACAAAAAUGAAAAGAAAGUUGGACCAUGGUUCUGAGGUCCGCUCGUUUUCUUUGGGAAAGAAACCAUGCAAAGUCUCAGAAUAUACAAGUACCACUGGGCUUGUACCAUGUUCAGCAACACCAACAACUUUUGGAGAUCUGAGAGCAGCCAAUGGCCAAGGGCAACAACGUCGCCGAAUUACAUCUGUCCAACCACCUACAGGCCUCCAGGAAUGGCUGAAAAUGUUUCAGAGCUGGAGUGGACCAGAGAAAUUGCUUGCUUUAGAUGAACUCAUUGAUAGUUGUGAACCAACCCAAGUAAAACAUAUGAUGCAAGUGAUAGAACCCCAGUUUCAACGAGACUUCAUUUCGUUGCUCCCUAAAGAGCUGGCACUUUAUGUGCUUUCAUUCCUGGAACCCAAAGACCUGCUACAAGCGGCUCAGACAUGUCGCUACUGGAGAAUUUUGGCUGAAGACAACCUUCUCUGGAGAGAGAAAUGCAAAGAAGAGGGCAUUGAUGAACCAUUGCACAUCAAGAGAAGAAAAGUAAUAAAACCAGGUUUCAUACACAGUCCAUGGAAAAGCGCGUACAUCAGGCAGCAUAGAAUUGAUACUAACUGGAGGCGAGGAGAACUCAAAUCUCCUAAGGUGCUGAAAGGACAUGAUGAUCAUGUGAUUACAUGCUUACAGUUUUGUGGUAACCGAAUAGUUAGUGGUUCUGAUGACAACACUUUAAAAGUUUGGUCAGCAGUCACAGGCAAAUGUCUGAGGACAUUAGUGGGACACACAGGUGGAGUGUGGUCAUCACAGAUGAGAGACAAUAUCAUCAUUAGUGGAUCCACAGAUCGGACUCUCAAAGUGUGGAAUGCUGAGACUGGAGAAUGUAUACACACCUUAUACGGGCAUACUUCCACUGUCCGUUGUAUGCAUCUCCAUGAAAAAAGAGUUGUUAGCGGUUCUCGAGAUGCCACUCUUAGGGUUUGGGAUAUUGAGACAGGCCAGUGUUUACAUGUAUUGAUGGGUCACGUAGCAGCAGUUCGCUGUGUUCAAUAUGAUGGCAGGAGGGUUGUUAGUGGAGCAUAUGAUUUUAUGGUGAAGGUGUGGGAUCCAGAGACUGAGACCUGUCUACACACGCUGCAGGGGCAUACUAAUAGAGUCUAUUCGUUACAGUUUGAUGGCAUCCAUGUGGUGAGUGGAUCUCUUGACACAUCAAUCCGAGUGUGGGAUGUGGAGACAGGGAAUUGCAUCCACACGUUAACAGGACACCAGUCGUUAACGAGUGGAAUGGAGCUCAAAGACAACAUUCUUGUCUCUGGGAAUGCAGACUCUACAGUUAAAAUCUGGGAUAUCAAAACGGGACAGUGUUUACAAACAUUGCAGGGUCCCAACAAGCAUCAGAGUGCUGUGACCUGUUUACAGUUCAACAAGAACUUUGUAAUUACCAGCUCAGAUGAUGGGACUGUAAAACUGUGGGACUUGAAAACGGGUGAAUUUAUUCGAAACCUAGUCACAUUGGAGAGUGGGGGGAGUGGGGGAGUUGUGUGGCGGAUCAGAGCCUCGAACACAAAGCUGGUGUGUGCUGUUGGGAGUCGGAAUGGAACUGAAGAAACCAAGCUGCUGGUGCUGGACUUUGAUGUGGACAUGAAGUGAAAAGCAGAAAAGAUGAAUUUGUCCAAAUGUGUAGACGAUAUACCCCCUUCCCUUCCCCCCUGCAAAGAGAAAAAAAAAGAAAAAGGAAAAAAAAAGAAAAGAAAAAGAAAAAAAAUCCCUGUUCUCAGUGGUGCAGGAUGUUGGCUUGGGGCAACAGAAUGAAAAGACCUACAGACUAAGAAGGAAAAGAGGAAGAGAUGACAAACCGUAACUGACAAGAGAGGCGUCCGCUGUCUCAUCACAUACAAAGGCUUCACUUUUGACUGAGGGCAGCUUUGCAAAAUGAGACUUUCUAAAUCAAACCAGGUGCAAUUAUUUUCUUUAUUUUCUUCUCCAGUGGUCACCGGGCAGUGUUAAUGCCGAAACAUCGUCACAGAUUCUGCGCGUCUGUUCUCUUACCACUGAGACCUUAGAAAGGAGCUCUUAGAAAGGAGCUGCAAUAACAUCAGAAUAAGUAUGGUUGACUUUCUAAUCAGAGAGCAUCUGCAACAAAAGUCAUUUUUCUGGAGUGGAAAAGCUAAAACAAUAUAUAUUACUGUGAAUUGUUUUUGUACAGUUAUCAUGAAAAGCUUUUUUUUUUCUUUUUUUCUUUUUUUUUUUUUUGCCAACCAUUGCCAAUGUCAAUCAAUCACAGUAUUAGCCUCUGUUAAUCUAUUCACUGUCGCUUCCACAUACACUCUUCAGUGCAUAUGUUGCUCAAAGGUGGCAAGUUGUCCUGGGUUCUGUGAGUCCUGAGAGAUGGAUUUAAUUCUUGAUGCUGGUGCUAGAAGUAGGUCUUCAAAUAUGGGAUUGUUGUCCCACCCCUGUACUGUACUCCCAGUGGCCAAACUUAUUUAUGCUGCUAAAUGAAAGAAAGAAAAAAGCAAAUUAUUUUUUUUUAUUUUUUUUCUGCUGUGACGUUUUAGUCCCAGACUGAAUUCCAAAUUUGCUCUAGUUUGGUUACAGAAAAAAAAAAAAGACUUUUUUGCCACUGAAACUUGAACCAUCUGUGCCUCUAAGAGGCUGAGAAUGGGAGAGUUUCAGAUAAUAAAGAGUGAAGUUUGCCUGCAAGUAAAGAAUUGAGAGUGUGUGCAAAGCUUAUUUUCUUUUAUCUGGGCAAAAAUUAAAACACAUUCCUUGGAACAGAGCUGUUGCUGCCUGUUCUGUGGAGAAACUUUUCUUUUUGAGGGCUGUGGUGAAUGGAUGAACGUACAUAAUAAAACUGACAAGAUAUUUUAAAAAUAUAUAAAACACAAAAGUAAAAUAAAGUUGCUGGUCAGUCUUAGUGUUUUACAGUAUUUGGGGAAACAACUGUUACAGUUUUAUUGCUCUGAGGAACUGACAAAGCAGAAACGAUUCCGUUUUUGUAGUAAAGGCGUCACAUGCAAACGAACGAGAUGAAUGAAAAAGUCAAAUGGUUUGCCUCAUUCUCCAAGAGCCACAACUCAAGCUGAACUGUGAAAGUGGUUUAACACUGUAUCCUAGGCGAUCUUUUUUUUCCUCCUCCUGUUUAUUUUUUGUUUGUUUUAUUUAUAGUCUGAUUUAAAACAAUCAGAUUCAAGUUGGUUAAUUUUAGUUAUGUAACAACCUGACAUGAUGGAGGAAAACAACCUUUAAAGGGAUUGUGUCUAUGGUUUGAUUCACUUAGAAAUUUUAUUUUCUUAUAACUUAAGUGCAAUAAAAUGUGUUUUUUCAUGUUA
Molecule: messenger RNA, 5213 nt
Organism: Myotis daubentonii (Daubenton's bat)
Lineage: Eukaryota; Metazoa; Chordata; Mammalia; Chiroptera; Vespertilionidae
Gene: FBXW7
Product: F-box and WD repeat domain containing 7
Biological process (GO): proteasome-mediated ubiquitin-dependent protein catabolic process; ubiquitin recycling
Cellular component (GO): nucleus; cytoplasm
Molecular function (GO): ubiquitin binding
Source: RefSeq, a predicted model, not a curated record